AUGGCUUCCCCGCCCACCUGCACGCUGCGCAGCCUGACCGGGAAGUUCAGGACUAACAAGCAACUUUCGGACAGCUCCGAUCCCCUUCUCGCCAUGCAAGGUAUCAACUGGGCUAUUCGUAAGGCCAUGGGUGCUGUGCCGAUCGUGAUCAACAUCAAGGCCUGCCCUCCCGAGAACGGGGUUGACGUGAUCGAGGCGGAGAACGUCAUCGGAGGGGGGAUUCACAAGGCCAAGGAGCGCCGCCUCCUCAACUGGGAGGUUGUUGAGAGAACUGAUGCCAACUUCGGCCGCCUCAGAGUCCAGAAUGGAUGGUCGGCACUUUCUGAUAUCAAGGAUGACUUUCUGGCCGCUGGCUUGGAGAAAGAUCAUGACCAAGACCCCGUUGUACACAUCAAGGUAGACAAUCUGGACCAUGGAUGGACACAGGAGCAGACGUGGGGGUUUGAAGAGAUUGGGGGCAUAAGACGCUACGUUCGCAAGAUUGUUGUGACGAAGGGCGAUACAAGCAAGGUCAUGCUAGGCUACCAUGGCUAUGGAGCUGAUACUAUCACAGAAAGCUCCAUCAAUGAGAGGGUAUCGAAGUCCCCUUGCUUCAAUUUGGUCAUUCGCAUAAGCCCCGACAUGGCUUAUGGCGAGGAUGUUGCCAUCAUCGGCCUCGACCUGAGGUUCCCUGGUGACGCCUCUACACCCGAAGAGUUUCAGAAGCUCCUUCUUGAAGGACGAUCUGCUUUGAGUGAUAUCAGCAAGGAGAGAUACAACAUUCAUGCCUUUUAUCAUCCAGAUCCCGAAAGGGCUGGUGCUAUCAACAUUCGUAAGGGACACCACAUCAAGGGUGAUCUUGCGGCUUUCGAUGCUCCAUUCUUCUCUAUUCCACCCGCGGAAGCGGCCUGCAUGGAUCCCCAGCAGCGUGGACUGCUGGAGUGUGUCUACAGGGCCUUGGAAAAUGCCGGUAUUCCAAUGGAGAAGGCUGUAGGCUCUGACACAUCCGUUUACAUCGGGUGCUUCACCCGCGAGUACGAUGGAGUCAUCACUCGUGAUCCCGAGCUUGAUCUUAGAUAUCUCGCAACGGGUACUGGCACAGCUAUGCUUUCCAACCGUCUCAGUUGGUUCUACGACUUUCACGGCGCCAGUAUGACCCUUGACACUGCCUGCUCCAGUAGUCUGAUGGCCUGUCACUUGGCCUGUACGAGCUUGAAGAUGAGAGAGUCUUCCAUGGCCAUUGUUGGAGGAGCCAACUUGUUUUACAACCCCGACACUUGCAUUCCCCUUACCAGCCUUGGCUUUCUUUCCCCGGACUCCAAGUGUUACAGCUUCGACCACCGCGCAAACGGCUACUCCAGAGGGGAGGGUUUUGGAAUCUUGCUCUUGAAGCGCCUAUCUGACGCUGUCCGGGAUCAAGAUACUAUUCGCGCAGUUAUCCGCAGCACCGUCGCCAACCAGGAUGGAAAGUCUCCCGGUAUCACACAGCCAACAAAACAGGCUCAGGUCAACGCCGCAGAGACAGCCUACCGCCAGGCCGGCCUUGAUCCCAGUGUCACUCGCUUCUUUGAGGCUCACGGUACCGGAACCCCCGUCGGUGACCCCAUUGAGGCCAGUGCCAUUGCUCAGGUAUUCAGCAAGCAUCGGUCCCCUGAGGAGCCCCUUCUUGUCGGUGCUGUCAAGAGCAACAUCGGCCAUCUUGAGGGCGCAGCCGGUAUUGCUGGCCUCAUUAAGGCCGUCCAAGUUCUUGAGACGGGUGUUAUCCCACCGAACAUCUGGUUUGAAAAGCCCAACCCGAAGAUCCUUCCGGAGUGGCAUCUCAAGUUCCCCACCGAAAACACUCUCUGGCCUACUGACGGCCUUCGGCGCGCUUCCAUCAACUCCUUCGGCUACGGUGGAUCCAACGCCCACGUCAUUAUGGACGAUGCGUACAAUUAUCUCCGAGAACAUCAGCUCAAGGGCCAACAUCGCACUUCUGAGCUUCCUAACAAGAAGCUAUUGCGAGCGCCAAAGGGCGAGACCGUCGAGACCAAGGGCCUCAAUGGCUAUGCCAACGGGACUGAAACGUCUCAUACAGAUGACUCCAACAGCGAGGUCGCGAACGGAGACUCUGAGGCCACCAAGAUUCACAUCAACGGGACCAAUGCCGUCAACGGAAACACAGGAGAUAAGAUCUUUGUUCUCUCCGCAGCUGACGAGGGCGGCAUUGAACGUCUCGCCAAGAUCUACGAGCAGCACUUGACAGCCAAGAAGGCGACCAUCGAGGACGAGGCAAAUUACCUCGAGGAUCUGAGCUUUACCCUCUCUUCUAGACGGUCACAGCUUGCUUACAGAGCCAGCAUCGUCGCUCCCAGCAUCGAGACGUUGAUUGAGAGCCUCGGUGGCAAGCUAACUGCCAUCAAAGCUGGCACCAAGCCCAAGCUUGCCUUCGUCUUUACAGGCCAGGGCGCUCAGUGGCAUGCCAUGGGUAGAGAGCUGCUUGAUGUCCCUGCCUUCAAGGAGAGUCUCGAAUCAGCUUCGGAUUACCUGCAUGAGAUUGGUUGUGAAUGGACGUUGACCGAGGAGCUUACCAGAGAUGAGAAGUCCUCUCGCAUCAACGACGCGGAGUUCAGUCAGCCGCUCUGCACUGCACUCCAAAUUGCCUUGGUUGAUCUCUUGGUCAGCUACGGCGUCUCUGCGGGAUCUGUCGUCGGCCACUCUUCUGGAGAGAUCGCGGCCGCUUACGCUGUCGGGGCCAUUUCCAAGUCCACUGCUCUCAGACUUGCAUUCCAUCGUGGUGCGCUUUCCUCUCAGCUCUCGCGUGGCGAAGCUGUUCCCACGGGUGGUAUGAUGUCUGUGGGCUUGGGUCAGGCUGAGGCAGAGGAGUACAUUGCUGGAGUCGACAAGUCCAAGAAUCAAGUUUUGUUCGUGGCUUGUAUCAACAGUCCAAAGAAUGUCACCAUCAGCGGCAGCGUCGAUCUUAUCGAUGAGCUGAAGGGGAAGCUUGACCAGGACGGGGUCUUUGCCCGUAAGCUUACUGUUCAGAACGCCUACCACUCUCCUCUCAUGGAGCCAAUUGCAGCCAAAUACAACCGGCUGAUUGGGAAGAUUAAGUCUGGUGUCUACGCUAGCAACUCGGCCCGUCCGGUGUUUUACUCUUCGCUUGAGGGCAAGGCUAUUGACAUCUCGGCUUUGAGAAGUCCUGGCUAUUGGGUGAGGAACCUUCUUUCUCCCGUCCUGUUUUCUCAGGCACUCUCAUCUCUUGUCAACGACUCCAACCAAAAGACCAAGAAACUCGGUGCCAAAUACAAGGGAACACCAAUCACGGAAUUGGUCGAGAUCGGACCGCACGCUGCUCUGAAAGGACCCGUUCGAGAGAUCUUGGCCCAGCUGGUCAACACGUCUUCCGUUGCCUACGAGUCCGUUUUGAUUCGUAAGAACUCUGCGACCAACACUUUCCUUCGGACUCUCGGUUGGCUGUUUUGUAAGGGUCACAGCAUCGACCUUACGUCCACCGGAGAGUCCCACCCCCAGCUUCUGGUCGACCUUCCCAGCUACCCCUUCAAUCACACCAAGACCUUCUGGGCUGAGAGCCGUCUGAGUAAAGGGUACAGGUUUCGACAGCAUGCUCGUCACGAGCUUCUUGGCGCUCCUGUCCCGGAUUGGGACAAGUCAAAUGCUAUUUGGAGGAACUGGAUAAGAGUCAACGAAAACCCCUGGGUCAAGGACCAUCGCGUCACUGGCACAACCUUGUACCCGGCCGCCGGUAUGCUCGUGAUGGCUAUUGAGGCCAGUCUCCAGCUUGCCGCUCCUGAGAGGAAGAUCAAGGGAUUCCGUUUCAAGGAAGUGUCUCUUCACAUGGCUCUCCGCGUACCGCUGAAUUCCGACGGUGUCGAGACGCACUUCCACAUGCGCCCGUACGUCGACAGCACGGCUUUGGCCGCUUCGAACUGGAGCGAGUUUGAGCUGCGCAGCUACGAAAAUGAUGGCUGGGUAGAGCAUUGCCGCGGUCACAUUCAAACGGAGUACGAAGUCCCCUACACACCCGUUGACAACGGCCUGGAGGACCGCCUCUUCGCCGAGCGUUGCGCUGAGACUGUUCGUAAUGCCGAGUCCAACUGUACCGAGGAGAUUCAGAUGAAACAACUCUACGAGAUCCUUCAAACUGUUGGAUUCGACUUUGGACCUACUUUCCAGAAUCUGUCCGACGUCCGCAUCGAUACCGAGCGCAACUCAAUUGCUACUGUUACGCCCCCGGAUAUCAAGAGCAAGAUGCCGUAUGGGCACAUCCAGCCGCAUCAUAUUCACCCUACAACUCUUGACGGUGUUAUCCAGAGUGUCGUCGUCGCCAUGACUAUGGGUGGCAAGGAGAUGGGAGAAGUCAUGAUUCCUACCUCUUUCAAGGAGCUCUGGCUCUCUGCCGACGGUGAGAAAAUGCAGAGCCCUCACAGAGUUCAUGCCCAUGCAAAGUUCCUUGGUCUGCGCCAAGCUGAGGCCACCUUCACUUCGGUUGAUGCUACCACCGGGGAACCUCUCGUCGUCGCAGAGGGAUUUGUCUCCACAGCCAUCGCCCAGAAUUCUUCCAAGAGCGGCUCUGAAUCCGGUCGUCACCUUUGCUUCAACAUCGACUGGAAGCCUGACGUGGCAUUUGUUGACCAGGACAUUGCGACCCGUACCUUCUUGGCUGAUGAGGAGCUGCUCAAGUUCGACCCUUCGGAGCUCAUCAAGAACUUGGAGACUCUUUGCUUCUUGUACAUGAAGAGAUAUAUGAAGACCGUCACACCUGAAAUGGAGCAAGAGAUGAAGCCUCACCAUCAGAAGUACGUUGACUGGAUGCGUUGGCAGUUUGAGCGCUACGCCGACGGCAAGAACUGUCAUCUCGAUCCCGACAUGGACGGGCUCGCCGAAGAUGACACCUACCUGAAGGAGCUCGAAGACAAGAUGGACGGCAAGUCACCUGAAGCUACACUUGUUGUGGCUGUUGGCAGGGCGAUGACCGAUGUUCUGGCCGGCAGAUUGGACCCUCUUCAAGUUCUUUUCGCAGAGAAGCGUGCUGAGAACGUCUAUCGCGCCGCGACCGGUGCUGCCAUCAGCUACCAGAGACUUUCGGCUUAUGUCGAUGCUCUCGCCACCAAGGAGCCUGGUAUGAAGAUUCUUGAGAUUGGAGCUGGUACGGGCGGCAUGACCCAUCCUAUGCUGGAGACCUUGACUCAUUACAAGGACCCCAACGCCAGCGGCAUCAGGUUCGCCAGCUACGACUUCACCGAUAUCUCCCCCUCGUUCUUUGAGAAGGCCAGAGAGGUGUUCCAUUACGCUGUGGACCGUAUGAACUUCAAGGUUCUCAACAUCGAGAACGACCCCGUUGCUCAAGGCUUCGAACUCGACAAGUAUGAUCUGGUCGUCGCUGCCAACGUCUUCCACGCUACCCAGAGCCUGGAUGUCACCCUGAAGAAUGUUCGCAAGUUGAUGAAGCCUGGCGCUCAGCUUCUUCUUUACGAAAUCACCAACAACACUCUGAUGCAGACCGGUUUCGGCUUUGGUCUUCUUCCUGGUUGGUGGUUGUCUGAGGAGGAGUACCGCCAAUGGAGUCCUCUCUUGAGCGUACCCGACUGGUCGACUCACAUGAAGCGCACCGGCUUCACUGGAGUUGAUCUGUCCUUCACAGAUUACCACGACCCCAACAACCAUGUCAGUUCCCUAAUGGUCGCAACUGCGUCCACCGGCGAUGCCAAGGCUCGAGCUCGUCCCGACGUUAUGUUGGUGACGUCCUCUACUUCGGGGGUCUCUGACUCGGUUGCUGCUGAGCUUAACAACACAUUGGCUCGUUUGGGCGUCGAAAACCGCACAACGUCGUCACUACUUGAUUUGACGGUCGAGGACUUCACCAACAAGGUGUGCAUCUUCCUAGGUGAUCUCCAAGCCCACCCCUUCCUGCUUGACAUGGCUUCCGAGCAAUUCGAUGGCCUGAAGAGGAUGGUCACCUCAGCCAGUGGUCUUCUUUGGCUGACCGCUGGCGGUGGUCCUUCUUGCAAGACCCCAACGGCCGAGCUUGUCACUGGAUUCUCGAGGACAGUCAGGGCGGAGAACCCCAAACUGAAAUUCAUCACCCUCUCCCUUGAGAACGGCAGGGAUGUAACGAGUAUUUCCAGGUACACAACUCAACUCUUCAACGCCAUUUUCUUGGCUGGAGACGACUCUGUCGUCGACAAUCAGUUUGCUGUCGUCGAUGGUACCAUUCACAUUCCUCGCCUUAUUGAAGCCACCUACAUGGACAAGGCCAUCAACGCAAAGACCAACAAGCCUAGACCCGUCGAGGCUGAAUUUGGCUCUGAUCCUAGCAGGGCUCUCAAGAUGGUCGUCGGCUCUCCCGGCCUUCUUGACACUCUCCACUUUGUUGAUGACCCGCUCUACGAGCAGCCUCUCGCAGAUGACCAGGUCGAGUUCAAGGUCAUGGCCAGUGGUCUCAACUUCCUCGACAUCAUGGUGUCUCUUGGCCAAGUCAUUGGCAACCAGAUUGGUAUUGAGGCUUCUGGUAUUGUCACCAGAGCUGGCAAGGAUUCCCCUCUCAAGCCGGGAGAUCGCGUUGCCGGCAUGCUCAGGGGUUCUGUCAAGACCUACGCCAGAACUCCCUACAAGGCUCUUGCUAAGUUGCCCGACAACCUUUCCUUCGUCAAUGCCGCAACGCUUCCCGUCGUCUUCGUCACCGCCUACUGCGUUCUCUACGACAUUGCCAAUAUUCAGCCUGGCGAGACCGUCUUAAUCCACGCCGCCGCCGGUGGUGUAGGACAAGCUUGCAUUCAGUUAGCUCACCUGCGAGGCGCCGAGGUGUACGCCACCGUCGGUUCUCUUGACAAGUGCGGGUUGCUUGAGAAGGAAUACGGCAUUCCCCGCGACCACAUAUUCUCGAGUCGUGACUUGACCUUUGCCCAGGGCAUUAAGCGUAUGACUAAGGGCAGAGGUGUUGACGUCGUCGUCAAUGCCCUCUCUGGUGCUGCCCUCCGCGCCUCAUGGGACGUCAUCGCCCCCUUCGGUCGCUUCGUCGAGAUCGGCAAGGUUGAUAUCUACUCCUCCGCCCGUCUCAACAUGGAGAAGUUCAAGAACAAUGUUCGCUUCGAGUUCCUUGACGUCAGCUACUUUGGCGAAAACCAUGAGGACUCCUUCAACAGGGUUCUCCGGGCCAUCAUGCAACUUGUAGCCGAGGGUAAGAUCAGCGAGCUCCGCCCUGUUACAACAUACCCUCUCUCUCGAGUUGAAGAGGCUUUCCGCUACAUGCAGAGCGGUGCCCACUCCGGCAAGAUAGUCAUUGAGCCACACGAUGAUGAUAAGGUCAUGAUCAUGCCCAGUCAGAAGCCGACCUACCACUUUGACCCCAACUCCUCUUAUGUCAUCUCUGGAGGUCUUGGUGGUCUAGGCCGAAGCAUGGCCAGCUGGAUGGUCCGCCGCGGCGCCAAGAACCUCAUCCUUCUAUCCCGCUUCGGCCCUGUCCGGGAGUCUGGACAGAAACUCAUCGCUGAGCUUGAAGCACAAGGUGUGCGCGUUGCUGCCCCUGCUUGCGAUGUUACCAGCAGGCGGACACUCGAGAGCGUUCUCGAUGAGUGCCAGAAGGAUAUGCCUCCUAUCAAAGGUUGCAUCCAGGGAUCCAUGGUUUUGAAGGAUGCUGUCUUUGCGAACAUGACUCUGGAGGAUUACGACGCUGCUGUCCGUCCAAAGGUCCACGCUUCUUGGAACCUUCACGAAGUUCUCCCUAAGGAUAUGGACUUCUUCAUCCUCUUGUCCUCAGGUUCAGGAAUCGUUGGAAAGGGUGGCCAGGGUAACUAUUGUACUGGCAACAGCUACCAAGACGCCCUCGCUCGCUACCGUGUCAGCCACGGCCUCAAGGCCACUGUUCUUGAUCUCGGUAUCAUCCUGUCCGUCGGAUACGCUGCCGAAAAGAUCGAUGUCAUGGGCCACCUGCGCGCCCAAGGCUACGCCGCGCUCAGAGAAGAGGAGUACCACGCGCUUCUGGAUGAACUCUGCAACCCGAACAACUCUGUCGCGCCUUUGAUUCGUUCUCAGAUCUCGCUCGGCUUCGAGAUUCCAGAGACCCUCCGGUCAAAGGGUAUCGAGUUCCCCGGAUGGAUGCACGAGCCCCUCUUCAAGCACAUCCACCAGAUCCGCACCAUGGGAGGCGCCAUUGAGGAAAGCAAAGACUCGGUCAACUACAGCAUGUUACUGGCCGGUGCGGAGACCCUCGAGGCGGCGGAGAACGUCAUCACGAAGGCCAUCAUCCAGAAGCUUUCCAGGGCCCUGGGCAUUGACGCCACGACUAUCGACUCGUCGCAGCCCUUGCACGUGUAUGGCGUUGACUCUUUGGUUGCCGUCGAAUUGAGGACUUGGCUGUCUAAAGAGAUGGGCGCGGAGGUUGCUGUAUUUGACAUGGUUGGCGACUCGACCAUCAGGUCUCUGGGAACUUUCGUGGCUGCGCGCAGCACUCUUGUUCGCAUCAAUAACGCUGAAUCUUAG
Colletotrichum karsti is the source of this 8460-nucleotide messenger RNA. RefSeq names its product polyketide synthase. The coding region runs from base 1 to 8460 and encodes 2819 amino acids. The record is from RefSeq and is a predicted model, not a curated record. Lineage: Eukaryota; Fungi; Ascomycota; Sordariomycetes; Glomerellales; Glomerellaceae. Gene Ontology annotation, biological process: fatty acid biosynthetic process; secondary metabolite biosynthetic process. Gene Ontology annotation, molecular function: oxidoreductase activity; fatty acid synthase activity; phosphopantetheine binding. The transcript has 8 exons.